Messenger RNA from Aspergillus alliaceus, 1249 nucleotides. RefSeq lists its product as uncharacterized. Gene Ontology annotation, molecular function: lipid binding. Bases 291 to 1181 code for a protein of 296 amino acids. The transcript is spliced from 2 exons. Gene Ontology annotation, biological process: ubiquinone biosynthetic process. The record is from RefSeq and is a predicted model, not a curated record. NCBI's taxonomy places the organism in Eukaryota, Fungi, Ascomycota, Eurotiomycetes, Eurotiales, Aspergillaceae. Gene Ontology annotation, cellular component: mitochondrial inner membrane.
UUCAACCAACUGAUCAAGAGUACCUCACCGCCCUGAACGACUCACUAACUGAUCUCAGAAAAAAUCAAAUCAAAUAACCCUACCAUAACCCCGGGACCUCCAGAAAGCACCACAAGCUCCCCUGCGUACAUCAUCUGACGUCCAGUCAAUUCCAAUCUUGGCUCCGCUCAGGCCACCGCUUAAGCCCACCCGAGAAAAUCCAACAGAAUUUCCUAAGUCAUUAAGCCGCGACAUCAAAAACCUCUUAUCUCGAAAACCCACCCAUUGCAAUUAACCCAAUCUCGACAACCAUGGCUCAACCCUUCCAUUUAACCCGCUAUCAAGCGGCCCUGUCAACCUCCAAGCGCCAACUGACCUCCCUCCGCACCACCCGCUCAAUAUUCCCCCGAUGCAACCGCCAACUCCACCAUCAAUCCCGCCAAUGCCGCCCUACAAGAGCAACGCAUCCCACAUUCUCCUUUGCAACCCCGACCAGACGACGCUACCACUCCGAAUACCACCCAGAUCCCCCGGCGCACGAAUACACAAACUCCCAAACAACCAUCCUCUCCGCCGCCCUCCGCCACGUCCCGACCCACGGCUUCACCCGCAACGCCCUAACCCUCGGCGCCCGCGAUAGCGGCUUCCUAGACGUCUCGGUGCAGUUGUUCCCGCGCGGCGAGUUCGACCUCGUUCUGUUCUGGCUAGCGAGUCGACGCGGCCUGUUGCGCGCAAGCGUUGAGGACGGCCUCUUCGAGAAGGAUGAGCGGGUGAAGGCCGGGAAGAACCUGUCGGUUGAGGACAAGACCAAGCUGUUGAUUAUGGAGAGGUUGAAGAUGAAUACCGAUAUUAAACACCAGUGGCAGGAUGCUUUGGCGCUCAUGUCUCUUGCCGGUAAUAUUCCUCUCUCGUUGUCGGAGUUGCAUGCGCUUUCGUCGGAGAUCUUGACGCUUGCGGGCGAUGCCUCGGUUGAUGCGUCUUGGUAUACGAAGCGGAUGUCUGUUGCGGCUAUCUAUGCGUCGUCGGAGGUGGUGAUGACUCGGGAUCAGAGUCCUGGGCUCUCGGAGACGGAAGCGUUCGUUGAUCGGCGGGUGGAGGAUAGCAAGGCUGUCGGGGAGAAGCUGACCGGGUUCAAGCAGUGUUUAGGGUUUAUGGGGUCGACAGCUAUAGGGCUGGGACGGAGUUGGGGGUUGAAGAUUUAAACUUAACGGACGUGUCUGGAUAAAUUGUACUAUUAUUACAUCUGGUCUUGGCUGGGUGGUUCUAUGUC